Messenger RNA from Talaromyces marneffei, 1266 nucleotides. RefSeq lists its product as uncharacterized. Gene Ontology annotation, molecular function: acetyl-CoA C-acyltransferase activity. Gene Ontology annotation, cellular component: peroxisome. Bases 1 to 1266 code for a protein of 421 amino acids. The record is from RefSeq and is a predicted model, not a curated record. Gene Ontology annotation, biological process: fatty acid beta-oxidation; phenylacetate catabolic process. NCBI's taxonomy places the organism in Eukaryota, Fungi, Ascomycota, Eurotiomycetes, Eurotiales, Trichocomaceae. The transcript has 6 exons.
AUGUCGUCGGCUGCACAACGUCUUUCCGCUAUCGCCGGCCAGAUCACCGGCGGAGGCGAGUCUCUCUCCAGGAAACGGGUGCUUGCAAAGAAUGCAGAUGAUAUUGUUAUUACACUCGCAGUCCGCACACCACUCACCAAAGCCAAAAAAGGUGGCUUAAAAGAUACUCCUUUGGACGAUCUCUUGAUUUCUCUAUUGACGACCGUCCGCGAAAAAUCCAAUCUUGACCCCAACCUUGUCGAAGAUGUCUGCGUUGGCAACGUCCUCAACCCCUCCGCGACAUACCUCGCACGCUCAGCCGUCCUCGCAGCCGGCUUCCCCGAAACAACCGCAGCAUCAAUCGCCAGCCGCUUCUGCUCCUCAGGGCUUUUGGCAAUCCAACAAAUCGCAAACCAGAUCAUCGCCGGCGCAAUCGAAGUCGGUAUCGCCAUUGGCGCAGAGUCCAUGAGCACAAACCCCGAUGGAGGCGCACCACCAUUCUCCGAUAGGAUCCUGAGCCACUCACUUGCAUCCCAGAACCUGCAACCGAUGGGCCAGACCUCGGAAAAUGUAGCUGGACAAUUCGGCCUUAGUCGCGCACAAAUGGACGAAUUCGCAGCAUUGAGUUUCCAAAAGGCUGAAAAGGCGCAGAAGGCGGGCUGGUUCAAAGACGAGAUCAUCCCUAUCAAGACAACGGUCAAGGAUCCCAAGACCGGCGAAGUCAAAGAAGUCAUCGUUGACAGCGACGACGGUAUUCGGUAUGGAACAACAGCCGAGAGUCUCCGUAAGAUCCGCGCUGCCUUCCCUCAAUGGGAGCCCAGCAAUACAACCGGCGGAAAUGCCUCGCAAAUCACAGACGGUGCUGCAGCAUUGAUUUUGAUGAAGCGGUCUCACGCCGAGCAGCUCGGUCAACCCAUUAUCGGUAAAUUUGUGGCCGCUACAGUGGCUGGUCUCGAGCCACGGAUUAUGGGUAUUGGACCAACUGUGGCUAUUCCAAAGAUUCUUUCGAAAACGGGAUUGAACGUGGAGGAUGUUGAUGUUUUUGAGAUCAAUGAGGCGUUUGCUUCUAUGGGAGUAUACUGCGUACAGAACCUAAAUCUACCUCUAAGCAAAGUCAAUCCCCGUGGUGGAGCAAUUGCUUUCGGUCAUCCACUCGGCGCCACGGGUGCACGACAAGUCGUCACUGCUCUAGCUGAAUUGCGAAGAUCAAAUAAGCGAAUUGCAGUAACGUCGAUGUGUGUAGGAACGGGUAUGGCUAUGGCGGGUGUGUUUGUCUCGGAGCAUUAA